AUGUUGUUUCAAUGGGCUACUUUUGUCAAAGUUUCCCGUCCAUUCAGAUUCUGCAUUUUUUUUGUGUCGCUCAAGAAACGUCGUGGCUCAAUCGAACCGACCCAAAUAUCGGUCCCACGAAUAAUGCAGACACGCAAACUCAUAAACGUACUAUGCGUUGUUGGUUUGGUUCUGUCACGAAUUUACCAGGAAUCCCUGCCACAACCACAGCUGUCGUUUGUAUGUCCUCCCAUCAAAGCGUCACAAUUGAAAAGUCAAAAAUCGCAAGCAAAUCACACUUGCGUAAAUUUCGACGUGCAGGAGUCUUCUACGUCCACCGUUCUUUUCUCCAUCACUGUGACCGAUUUUUUGGACUCCUCAACGGAUGUGAGUCGUCUAGGACCCACCAGUUGCGAGCUCGGUAGACAGCACCUGGAUUUCACGGUGAUGGCUUCGGAUGGGGGGCUGGUUAGGUCGCAUCGCAACUUGAAGUCUGGACGCACUGUAAUCCAAUUACACCGGUCAGUCCGAGGCUCUCACUUCGAGUUUUGUUUUUUGAACGUCGUGUACGACAGUUCUUGGAGGUCUAUCGACAUGCAAAAAGGUAUCACCCUGUCAGUGAUCAACAAAGAAACCGUGAAGCCUCAUCUCUCUGAUCGUAUGUGCGAAGAAGCGAUUGACGCCCUGAAAAGCUCGGCAAACAUUUUGUUUUCUCUGGUCAACGAAGAAAGUGGACAAGAGCUUGGAAGAUUGGAAGGUCAACGUCGAGAUUUCAAUGAAAACACAUUUUCAUGGCUACUGAAAGCACAAGUUUUACUACCAUUGGUAGCCGUGAUUGCUACCUUACUGAGUGCUCAUGCACUGGUUUCCUACCAAUGGUCGGUGACGACGUCCUCUAUCCAAAAGUCUAGCUAA
Molecule: messenger RNA, 894 nt
Organism: Lachancea sp. 'fantastica'
Lineage: Eukaryota; Fungi; Ascomycota; Saccharomycetes; Saccharomycetales; Saccharomycetaceae
Source: the annotation of a GenBank genome assembly